Messenger RNA from Parasteatoda tepidariorum (common house spider), 1521 nucleotides. RefSeq names its product protein FAM200A-like. The record is from RefSeq and is a predicted model, not a curated record. NCBI's taxonomy places the organism in Eukaryota, Metazoa, Arthropoda, Arachnida, Araneae, Theridiidae.
AUGUCUGUUACACAAAAAGCAUUGCUUGCGUCUUAUAAGGUUUCUUAUAGAAUUGCUAAAUGCAAAAAACCCCAUGUAAUAGGAGAAACUUUAGUGCUACCUGCAGCUAUUGACAUGGUAGCUACGAUGCUAGGUGAAUCAUAUGCUGAUCAACUUAAAAUCAUUCCACUUGCAGAUAAUACGGUGGGAAGACGAAUAUCCGAUAUAUCUGAAGAUCUUUGCGAUCAAUUAAUAGAAAAAGUAAAACUAUCUUCUUUCGCGUUGCAAGUAGAUGAGGCUACAGAUGUUCUUAAGGAUGCACACUUGAUUACAUAUGUAAGAUAUGUUGUGGAAACUGAUGUUAGAGAAGACAUGUUAUUCUGUAAACCUAUUGAAGGCAAUACUACAGCAAGUGAAGUUUUUAAUAUGAUUGAUAAAUUUUUCAAUGAAUAUAACAUUCUGUGGGAGAACUGUGUUGGACUAUGCACAGAUGGAGCUCCAUCUAUGGCAGGAAAAAACGCUGGUCUACAGGCACUAGUUCGAAAGGUGGCUCCUCGGGCAAGUUGGACGCAUUGCAUGAUUCAUAGACAAUCACUUGUUUCAAGAGAUAUGGGUGAAGAUUUACUAACAGUAUUUCAAGUUAUUAUAAGAGUUGUAAAUUUUAUCAAAAAUAGCCCAUUAAGAGGAAGGCUUUUCGCAAAAUUGUGUAAUGACAUGGGUUCAGAAUAUACAUCACUUCUAUAUUAUUGUGAGGCACGUUGGCUUUCUCGUUCCAAAGUACUUCAAAGGGUGUUUGAGCUAAAAGAAGAGAUCGCCAUAUUCCUUACUGAUAAUAAUAGAGAUGAAGCAAACUUGUUUUAUGACACGAAAUUCCUUGUAAAACUUGCGUAUUUAGUGGAUAUUUUUCAAAGACUCAGUACUUUAAAUAAAUCAAUGCAAGGGCCUCAAAUUCAUGCUUUUGUCCAGAAAGACAAGGUUACUGCAUUUAUGAGAAAAUUGGAACUGUGGAUAAUAAGUUUGAAAAAUAAUAACUUUGACAUGUUUCCCACUUUUAAAAUUACCUGUCUUGCAGAUGAAAUAGAAGAAAGUAAAGUUCUUAUUAAUAAACACUUGACCAGUUUAAGGGAGCAAUUCUCGUUUUACUUUAAAGAUCUUGACAUGUCCAAAUAUGAAUGGAUUAGAAACCCGUUUGUGAUUGAAAAAUAUGAUGAUUUUGGCCUUACGACAGCAGAGCAGGAAAUGAUAAUUGACUUAUCUAGUGACAGCACAUUAAAGCAGAUGUUUCAACACGAAAAUAAUAUUGUCACGUUUUGGUUACGAGUAAAGGACGAGUUUCCUACUUUAACAAAUAAAGCUUUAGAAAUUUUAUUGCCCUUUGUAACAUCUUACUUAUGUGAAACUGGGUUUUCUGCAGUAGCUGUCUUAAAGACAAAGUAUCGAUCUUGCUUAAAGAUUGAAAAGGAACUGAGAACCGCGAUAUCUUCAAUGAUACCACGGUUUGACAAAAUUUGUGCUGAAAAACAAGCUCACCCUUCACAUUAA